AUGCAAAAGGUAAGGAGCGCCAAAGGAUGUGCUGCUAAAACAGAAGGUGCUGUGAGGGGAGGUGCUGAGAUGGGAGGUGCUGAGAUGGUGAGUGCUGUGAGGGGAGGUGCGGAGAUGCUGAGUGCUGUGAGGGGAGGUGCUGAGAUGGUGAGUGCAGUGAGGGGAAGUGCUGAGAUGGUGAGUUCUGUGAGGGGAGGUGCUGAGAUGGUUAGUGAUGUGAGGGGAGGUGCAGAGAUGGUGAGUGAUGUGAGGGGAGGUGCAGAGAUGGUGAGUGAUGUGAGGGGAGGUGCUGGGAGCCGGGCACUUCGGGCUAGGGGGCAAGGAAUGUUUGCCGACAGUUCAUAG
This is a messenger RNA of Closterium sp. Naga37s-1, 345 nucleotides long. Lineage: Eukaryota; Viridiplantae; Streptophyta; Zygnematophyceae; Desmidiales; Closteriaceae. The record is from the annotation of a GenBank genome assembly.